Molecule: messenger RNA, 1942 nt
Organism: Pyricularia oryzae 70-15
Lineage: Eukaryota; Fungi; Ascomycota; Sordariomycetes; Magnaporthales; Pyriculariaceae
Product: glutaryl-CoA dehydrogenase
Exons: 3
Coding region: 102-1382 (426 amino acids)
Biological process (GO): fatty-acyl-CoA biosynthetic process; fatty acid beta-oxidation using acyl-CoA dehydrogenase
Cellular component (GO): mitochondrial inner membrane
Molecular function (GO): glutaryl-CoA dehydrogenase activity; flavin adenine dinucleotide binding; fatty-acyl-CoA binding
Source: RefSeq, a predicted model, not a curated record
ACCACCAAAGCCGAGCUAUCGGAGCCGGUUCCAAAAGGUCGAUUCAAGAUGUGAGCAGCAACAACAAACAUUGGAACAACCGUGCACAUAUAGUUGUCGCAAUGUCUCGAUACCUCACCCGCAGGCUAGCGCAAACGACUGCGAGUCUUAGGCUCUCCAGUGGCCGAAGAUGCUACUCGGCCAAGGCAUCCUUCGAUUGGAAAGACCCCCUCAACUCCAAGAGUCUCCUCACAGAGGAGGAGGUUGCCAUUUCCGAGACUGCAGAGCGAUACUGUCAAGAGAAGCUAGCGCCGCGCGUUCUCGAGGCCUACCGGAAUGAAAGCUACGACAGGGCGAUACUCUCUGAGAUGGGCGAGCUCGGCUUGCUCGGCGCGACUAUCUCCGGUCACGGCUGUGCUGGCGUCUCGACCGUCGCUGGGGCAUUGAUCACGCGAGCAGUUGAGCGUGUCGACAGCGGAUACCGAAGUGGGAUGAGUGUGCAAUCGAGCUUGGUUAUGGGAGGUAUCGACUACUGGGGUAGCACCGAACAGAAAGAACGAUUUCUUCCUCAGAUGGCUGCAGGCAAGCUGCUCGGCGCGUUUGGCUUGACAGAGCCCAAUCACGGCAGCGACCCGGCAUCGAUGGAGACGGUUGCACGCCCGCAUCCUACCAAGAAGGGAUUCUACAGCCUGAGUGGCAGCAAGACGUGGAUCACAAACAGCCCCAUCGCGGAUAUACUUCUCGUCUGGGCCAAGCUGGCAGAUGGUGAAGGGCCUUCCAAAAUUCGCGGCUUCCUGGUUGAGCGCAAGAACUGCCCUCCAGGAACGUUGGAGACCCCGGCCAUCAAGAACAAGACCGGCCUGCGCGCCAGCCUGACAGGGAUGAUACAUCUUGAUAACUGCCCUAUCCCCGAAGAAAACAUGUUCCCGACGGUGACUGGACUCAAGGGGCCAUUCACAUGUCUUAACUCGGCUCGCUUCGGCAUCGCCAUGGGUGUCAUGGGAGCACUGGAGGAUUGUAUUGCGGCAACACGGGAAUACGCCCUUGAACGGAGCCAGUUCGGUAGACCCCUGGCUUCCUUUCAGUUGGUACAAAAGAAGCUUGCAGACGCGGCAACAGAUGCAGCAUACGGCUCAUUGGCCGCGAUACAAGUCGGGCGAUUGAUAGAUGAGGGCAAGUCGGUGCCUGAUAUGAUCAGCAUGGUGAAGCGGGAGAACUGCGACCGGGCGUUGAGAAACGCGAGGACGCUACAAGAAGUUCUCGGAGGAAAUGCUGUUAGCGAUGAGUACAGGAUAGGAAGGCACGUGGCCAACCUUUUCGUCACGCAGACUUAUGAAGGCCAGAGCGAUAUUCACAGCCUGAUACUCGGCCGUGCGGUGACAGGCAUCCAAGCGUUUGUAUAACCAAGAACCUCACUGAGACGGUGUCCCAAAAUAUACAUGCAUACUUGCAUACAUAUAAAGUUUAUUGCGUUGGGUGGUAAUUGGUGACGGAUCGCUUGCCAGCUUUGUUUUCCACCGAGAUGUGGGUUCUGAAUCCCCGUUGAGAGUAAAGCCACAUGCGCAGCCAUACUGUCGUAAGUUCGCCUCCUCGUUGCGUUGUAAGCACAUAAAAACAACAAAUUGAUUACAAUACCAUGACGACUCCAGAAUUUUAUUAUGUCGGUGAUUGCCGAGCUCUUCACCUUACUAAGAAGGGUAAAUGUUUGCCCAAUGUCGGGAUAAUGAUGACAAAGGUUUACUACGAGUGUAGAGAUGUGUUUCGCCCAGUCGAGGCAACGGGUGGCGCAGCCUCCACAGCUUGGUUGAACGCCAGUCCAGUCGUGGCUGGAUGGCGACACCGUCGGCUCAGUUGGACAUAUGCUUAGCGACGAUAAACUGCAGACAGCAGGUGCAAUUAAUAGAAACCAGUUAUUAAGAUUUCGGGUAGUUUUCUGACAGAAAAUAUACGAUUUAACACCAGA